AUGGAGAAACAUCUUUUGAUUGCUUCUGCAGGUGCUAUAACUGCAUCGGCGUUGACGGUUAUAGCAUAUCGUUACCUUUCUAAAAGACAUGAAGCCAGUGAAAAUGUGUACGAGACAGAAAAGUUGAUCGGAGAGUACCUUAUAUUUCAUUAUGGCACAGAAGAUGAGCUGCUACCCUAUGGAUUUGGACCGAAGGAUUCGCUUGAGUUUCCCUCGCGAUGUGCGUUGGAAUGUAUAAAACAUACUGAGGUGAGUCUUUGAUCUUAUAUAAUAACAAUGAUACGUUCUUAGUGUUAAACUGUCAUGUAAUCAAACCUUACGUAAUAAGCUUAUAAAAACGUGCUUGCAAAACGAGAGAAUUAUUCUAUUCUCAGGAUUUCUUUUCUAUAAAUAUUGGAGCUACUAAGAGGCUACAGAGCGACAGAGAAGAAAAACUCUUAUGCCAGAAUUUUGCAAUUCAUGAUAUUCUUACGGUCUCAUAAAUACUACAUGUAAGGGAAUUCAACAUCUAGACAGUCUUGGAUUCUGGAUUACACACCAUGGAUUCCGGAUUCCAGGUACUGAAUUCCAGAUACCACUCGUAAGAGGGAUUCCGGAUUCCUUGAACUGAAUUCCAGAUUCCAAAUCCUAGGAUUCUUGAUUCCACUAAUAAAAAAUUUCCCCGAUAAUUUCCUGAUUCUCCAAGCAAAAAGUCAUGGAUUCCAAAAUCCGGAUUCCCUUACAUGCGUUGAAUGCUAUGCUUGUGGCAAUAGACUUUUUUGCCUUUUAAACUUUCUGCAGGAUGAUGUACCAAGCAUAGCUCUGGAUAUUGGCUGCGCUGUUGGCCGGUCAACGUUUGAACUUGCCAAGAAAUUUAAUCAAGUUAUAGGUAUUGAUUUUUCCCAUGGAUUCAUAAAUGCUGCUAAUAAGCUUAAAACUUAUGGAAAGUUACCCUACACUGCGCAAACUGAAGGAAGUCUUGUCUCCCAACAUGUAGCAGCGGUUGACCCGGAUAUUGUAAGUAGAAAUGUAUAUAAGGCAUCAAAUUAUAAAAAUAAAAAAAAUAGUAAUAAUAAUAAAUGUAAAGAAGAUCAUUGCGGUUAAGUGAUAUCGUCAACAGUGGAUGUGAUGAUCUUCUUUACAGUCAAUCAUUUCUUCAAUCCACGGUUCCGGCAUCAUGAAAUUUAUAGAUUCUUCACCUUAACUUGAAAGAUAAUAAUAGUGAAUAGUUAUUAUUAAAAAGUUAUAUGGCUUUUAGAAAAUAAAGAGUUAAUGAUAUAAAAUAUAAUUUAAAAUGGCACCUUCACUGAAGACUGGUGAAAUCAAUCUGCAACUGUGCUUUUCUUCCUUACUCAAAUCCACUCAGAGAUGUUUGAGACUAGUGUAAGUAUCUAUCAGAUUUUAGGUCAUGUGUGUGCAAAAUAGAACAUCUUGCUAUUUUUUGACCUUGAAAAUUAUCUCCUAUAAUAUGCUUUACAAGAACAGUCCCAGAGAAUUCACACAAAACGUUUUUGGCUGUUCCUUUUUAUAAAUAAACUGAAAUAAUGUAUUAUUAUUUUUGUCUGUUACAUGUACACAUACAAUAUGAUAUAGCCACAUCAAGGGGCUAUAAAAUCACGUGGAUAAUUGCAGUUGGCUUUGAAAAAGAGCUUUUUUUUUCUUUCUCUAAGGGAGGCUGUGCCACUGUGAAGGGUGUGGUUUUCUAGCAGUGUAGGCUGGGAGUGGGUAAGGAAAUCAAUUGAAAGUGUUUUGCUUAGGAGACAGGUUCCCAGUGGCACAUACACAACCUUAAAAUUUACGGAAUUGCUGCGCACCUUCCCCCUUUCCUGGCCAUAAGUUAGAGGGGUAUUCCUUAGAGCUUGAACAUUGGAGAUGGCUAUCAGACAACUCUAGGGGCAUAUUUCUCUAUACAGUCAAACUCCGUUAAUACAGACACUGAGUGGGCCAUAGAAAAUGUCCAUAUUAACUGGAUUAAAUUUGGAGAAAAUGAAGGGGCUUUCUUCCCCCAGGAACAAAGAAAACUGUUAAUAAUAUUGAAAUAUCUGUAUUUAUUGGGUGUUCAUAAAGCGGGGUUUGAAUGUAUUUUCUUGGAGGAGAUAUAAAGGUGAUCUACUCAUUAACUGAGGUUUGGUACAUGUGGUUUUUUCUGCUGCAUUUUUACCAAUCAACAGCUUGCAUGACUAAUAAUUAUUUUGAUCAUUGCUAUGGGGCAGUGUUUCUUUAAUCGCAUACAGUGACUCCUUAAAUACCAACUUCACACUUUUUAACCCUUUUUAUCAAAUUUGUUGACCAUUUUAGGACAGAAGUCGUGUUUCCUUCUAUCAAGGAGAUGCUUGUAACUUGCCAACUGACUUAGGACAAUUUGGCUGUGUUCUUGCUGCAAACUUAGUCUGCCGUCUUCCUAAUCCAUAUCAGUUUCUUGAGAGGUUGCCAUCUCUUGUAGCUCCUGGUGGUACUUUGGUCAUUACAUCACCCAAUUCUUGGAUGGAAGAGUUUACUCCAAAAGUAAGUUGAAAAAAACCUGAACAAAAAACUUCAUUUCGAUUGAAAAAAUGAAAGCAAUUUUUACCAAUUCUGUGGUCAUUACAUAACUGGGUUUCAAUUAAGUUAAUAUUCUUUUCUUUAUUUUACAGUCAGACUGGGAAAACCGUGAACACCAGAAAUAUUUCUGGAAUGUUAUUAUGGUGCAAUAAAAAAGCCAAUCAGGCCUGAGAAAACUAAACCGCAAGCAAGAAUGUUAAUUAGUUUGUGGUUCUGUGGCUUGCUCGCAUGUCUUGAUCUUUGUUGUGAUUGGUCGUAACACAAUAAACAUUCCUGAAAUGUUUCAAGUGUUCACGGUUUUCCCGGUCACACUGUAAAAGUGAGGCUACAUGUAUGUAACUGAAAUGGGAUUACAAACUUUUAUAUGAAAAUGAAAUUGGAUUACAUAGAUAGAUGUAGGAUAAUGAUUGGCUCUAUAAAAUAUCAAUACCUCUUCUACAGACCCAAAUUUUUUCCAUGCCACCCCUCCUCUCUGCUUCCAUUUUUUAAAACAGCCUCAUAGAAAAAAAACCCAUCCUCUGUCCAAAUUCCUAACUUUGCACCCCCUGAAAAUAUUUUCAUAAAGACCACUAAAAUGCAAAUGGUAAAGCUGAUAAAAUUUUCCAAUCUUUUAUAAUUUUAUAAAUUUAAGCAUUUUUUUGUUAACUUUGUGCAGAAUCUUUGGCUUGGGGGCUUCAAAGAUGCUGAAGGGAAAAAUGUGACUGGACUAGAUACCCUUAAAAGGUGCCUUGGACCAGACUUUGAGCUGAUAGAAGAUAAACCCAUGUCAUUUUUCAUAAGAGAAACAGCACGUAAAAACCAGUGGACUGUAGCCCAUGCGUCCAUAUGGAAGAGAAGAAAACCUUGA
Molecule: messenger RNA, 3367 nt
Organism: Porites evermanni
Lineage: Eukaryota; Metazoa; Cnidaria; Anthozoa; Scleractinia; Poritidae
Source: the annotation of a GenBank genome assembly